Molecule: messenger RNA, 1579 nt
Organism: Dacryopinax primogenitus
Lineage: Eukaryota; Fungi; Basidiomycota; Dacrymycetes; Dacrymycetales; Dacrymycetaceae
Product: AP endonuclease
Exons: 9
Coding region: 222-1529 (435 amino acids)
Biological process (GO): base-excision repair
Cellular component (GO): nucleus; mitochondrion
Molecular function (GO): phosphoric diester hydrolase activity; DNA-(apurinic or apyrimidinic site) endonuclease activity; DNA binding
Source: RefSeq, a predicted model, not a curated record
GUCGUUGGUCAGUCUAAUAACGAAGAAUCCAGCAGUUGAAUGUUCACAAAGCACGUCCAUCGGGCUGACGUCAAAGGCAGGCGCGUGCCUGUUGACGGCGAACGUGUGUCCUUGACCCCCACGCGACGCGCUGACUGAUGCUUCGUACUGCGACCAUUUUGCACUCCUCUCGUCUGAUUCCUCGCCUUUCAGCGCGCGCGUCCAUAUCCCUUUAUCCCACCAUGUCGACAUCUUCUCGGCGGAAGAGUGUCAAGUCUGCCGCAGAAGCAACGGUUUCUGUGGGUAAUGAGACUGAUCCGCCAGCGGUGACAGGGACGAGACCCGCUCCAAGGCGGUCGGUGCGCUCAGCAGCUGAGGUCAAGCGAGAGGUGCAAGAGGACGAGGAGAGCGACGUGACAGAGGAGGAAGAGGAUGUUAAACCUGCCAAGAAGAAGCGUGCGACUGCUAAGGGCACGACUGCCAAAGCGAAGCGGGUGAAGGAAGAUGAUGAUGGGGAGGGGACACCGAAGAAGAAGGCGAAGGCGAAGAAGGCGGUUGAAGAGCAAGAGUAUAAGCCGAGGGUAGAGAGUGAGAUGUGUGUGGGGGCACACGUCUCUGCUGCGGGAGGGGUGGAGAAUGCGGUCCUUAAUGCUGCUGCUAUUGGUGCAAACGCCUUUGCCCUCUUCCUCAAAUCGCAGCGAAAAUGGAGUUCUCCUCCACUCUCCAGCCAGUCUAUCUCGCUGUUCAAGUCCCGCUUGCAGAAGUACGGCUACGAUCCAGGAAUGGUGCUUCCUCAUGGCAGUUAUCUCAUCAACCUUGGAAACCCGGAUCAAGAGAAGCGAGAAAAAUCGUAUGAAUGCUUCUUGGACGAUCUGCAACGAUGUGAGCAGCUUGGGAUCAAGUUGUACAACUUUCACCCUGGGUCAACAGUCGGUGGAGCGCCUCUUGAAGAAUGCCUCACCUACGUUGCUGAGAGCAUCAAUCGAGCACAUAAGGCGACCUCCUUCGUCUGUGUUGUCAUCGAGAAUAUGGCGGGCGCAGGAAACGUCAUGGGAUGCCGAUUUUCGGAUCUUGCGGCCAUGAUUGGGUUGGUGGAAGAUAAGUCUAGAAUAGGUGUCUGCUUGGAUACAUGUCACCUCUUCGCAUCAGAAUUCGAUCAAGUUGUUGGACUGAACUACCUCAAGGCUUGGCAUCUUAACGAUUCCAAAACACCAUUCAACUCAAAAAAGGACCGACAUGAGAAUCUAGGGCUAGGGUAUAUUGGAUUGCCGACUUUCUUCCAUAUUUUGACUGAUCCGCGUCUUACGCACCUGCCCAUGGUGCUUGAAACACCGUCGUUUGAACAGCAAGAAGUUUGGGGCCGAGAGAUUGAAGUGCUCUAUUCGUUUGAGAAGGACAACAAAGCCGGAACAACCGUCUCCUGGGAUAGCAGGAAAGGACAGGUGCAGCAGAUUGUCAAAUGGGCUGAAGAACAGGGCAAGAAACCUGGAAAAUCGGCGCUGAAGCGGAAGAAGGGCGGUGAGGAGGACCAUGAAUGCGGCAGUGAUUAAUCCACAAUUGAUAUUUGGACUGUGCUAUAUCCCUACAAUUUCUGCAAUGC